AUGGAGAAAGAGGAUCGGGAGCUGCUGGUGGCCGUUACUUGGGCAAUUUGGAAUGCUCGAAAUGACCGUGUUUGGCAAAAUAAAUUCAAGUCUCCCGAAAACAUUGUUACGUCAGCAAAAAGUUACCUUUCUCAAUGGAAACAUGCUCACUUUUCUGGUUUUGAGCUCCUGGCUGCUGGUUUAAACCAAGGUGAUGGAGCCGAGCAUUGGGUGCCUCCAAGUGAAAAUAAUGUAAAGGUUAACGUUGACGCAGCGAUCUUCGAAGGUUCUCAACAGUUUGGAGUUGGUUGGGUAGCAAGAGAUCAUCGGGGCCUAUUCAUCCAUGGCCAUACAAGGUUAUUCAAUGUUCAAUCUACACCAGAACUGGCAGAGGCUGUAGGAAUUAGGGAGGCUUUAAGCUGGAUUAAAGACAGCGGAAUGCAGCAAGUGGUGCUCGAGACGGACUGCUUAUCAGUUGUUCAAGCCUUAAGAAGUUCAAUUGUUAUGAUUUCCACGUUUGGUCAAGUGGUUAAUGAGUGUAAGGCGUUGCUUAAUGUUUUAAAAAAUGUUUCUAUUUAUUUUAUUCGUCGAUCAGCAAAUAUGGUGGCUCAUGAGUUCGCUCGAGCCUCUGUAUCCUUCCCUGAUUGUAAUUUCAGUAUGGACACUGUUCCAACUGUUUUGUUACCUGUUUUGGUAACUGAUAUGGUUAUCUAAUAAAGUUAAAUUUCCAUUCAAAAAAAAAAAAAAAAAAAAAA
This is a messenger RNA of Cannabis sativa, 734 nucleotides long. RefSeq lists its product as uncharacterized. The transcript has a single exon. Lineage: Eukaryota; Viridiplantae; Streptophyta; Magnoliopsida; Rosales; Cannabaceae. Bases 1 to 693 code for a protein of 230 amino acids. Gene Ontology annotation, molecular function: RNA-DNA hybrid ribonuclease activity; nucleic acid binding. The record is from RefSeq and is a predicted model, not a curated record.